ACUUUUCUCAGCUGUACACAUCCCACAAAAUGGAUAUAUUACCUUUACUUUGUAUUGUCUCUGUGACUUUUACAGGUUUAACCAAAGGAAGUGGUGUGUUGCCAGAUGAACUGACUGCAGCUGUUGGAGGAGAUGUGAUGUUCACCACAACAGUGACUCCACCAGAAACACCAUUUCUGUUUGUGAGCUGGACUUUUGUUUUAAACAGUAUUCACAAACCUAUAAUAACCUCCACCUCUUCGGUCAACAAUACUGGACCAGAGUAUGAAGGCAGGAUCAUCCUCGACAGAUCUACUGGAUCUCUGAAGCUCAUGGAUCUGACUCUUAAUGACAUUGGACAGUACAGAGUUAGAAUUACACCAGAUGGAGGAGAACAGAUGACAGGAACCACUGAAUUGAACAUAAGUGAGCCAGUCUCCAAUGUAAAGAUAACUGCCAACAGCACAGACUUAGUGGAGUUCAACAGCUCUGUCAGUCUGUCCUGCUCUUCUUCUGGAUUCUCUCCUUCUUUCCUCUGGAUGAAUGGCAGCUCUGAGGUUACAGCCAGUGAGAGAGUUCAGCUCACUGAUGGAGGCCGUACUCUCACUAUCAUCAGUGUGACCCGCUAUGAUCAGGGACCAUACAGCUGCAGAGUGUCCAAUGCUGUCAGUGGUCCUGUCAACAGUGAUCCAGUAAAUCUUUCCAUCAGCUAUGGCCCAGAAAACAUUAUUUUGAAGAUAUCUUCAUCUGAAGACCACUAUGUGGAAGGGUCAACCAUCACACUGUCCUGCUCAGCUGUCUCCAGACCUUCUGCUCAGUUUCUGUGGUUUCUGAAUGGAGACCUGCUGUCUGAUACUGGACCAGAACUCACACUGAUGAAUAUUAAUGGGAGUCAGAGUGGGAAAUACAGCUGUCAGGCCUUUAACAGCAAAACUCUGAGAUAUCAAACAUCUCAGCCUUCAGCUGUAACUGUACUGGAGCGAGUCUCUAAUGUGAAGGUAGAAGCCAGUAGCUCAGACUUGGUGGAGUUCAACAGCUCUGUCAGUCUGUCCUGCUCUUCUUCUGGAUCCUCUCCUUCUUUCCUCUGGAUGAACGGCAGCUCUGAGGUUACAGCCAGUGAGAGAGUUCAGCUCACUGAUGGAGGCCGUACUCUCACUAUCAUCAGUGUGACCCGCUAUGAUCAGGGACCAUUCAGGUGUCAUGUGUCCAAUUUUUUCAGUGAUGGCACCAGUGAUCCAACAAAUCUUUCCAUCAGCUAUGGCCCAGAAAACAUUAUUGUGAACUUAUCUUCAUCUGAAGACCACUAUGUGGAAGGGUCAAACAUCAACCUGUCCUGCUCAGCUGUCUCCAGACCUUCUGCUCAGUUUAAGUGGUUUCUGAAUGGAGGCCUGCUGUCUGAUACUGGACCAGAACUCACACUGAUGAAUAUUCAGGGGAGUCAAAGUGGGAACUACAGCUGUCAGGCCUUUAACAGCAAAACUCUGAGAUAUCAAACAUCUCAGCCUUCAGCUAUAACUGUACUGGAGAGAGUAUCUGAUACUUCAAUCAUACCUUCAACACAGCUGAUUGAGGGGAACUCUGUCAACCUGACCUGUGAUGGUGCUGGCUCCAUCUUUACCAGAGAGUGGAUGAAGGACGGCUCACCAUUGACUCCGACUGACAACAUGAUACUUUACGACACAAACAGAGUGUUGUCUUUUCUCUCUCUGAAGAAAACACACAGUGGAGAAUAUGUGUGUAAAAUCAGCAACCCCUUCAGCAAUGAUGAAGCUAAAUACAACAUGAUUGUUAACUAUGGACCAGAAAAUGUUCAGAUCACAGGACCAAGUGAGAUAAACGUGAAACAGACCUUAACAUUAACCUGCUCUGCUGCGUCUACACCAUCUGCCAGCUACACCUGGAUACCGGAUGGGACAAAUAUAUUAUACAACUCUGAUGUGUUCACUAUAAACAUGACUGAACUGUCUGACAGUGGCAACUACACCUGUCGAGCACUGAAUGAAAUAACUGGGAGAACAUCAUUUGCAGUUCAUCGAUUGUCUGUAACAGAGAUGACAACAUCUACAUGUUCAGCUGGAUGCAUUGCUGGAAUAGUAAUCGCAUGUUUUGUUAUCUGUGGAGCUGCUGCUGGAGGAUACUUCAUUUAUAUAAAACGGACGAAAAAGUCCUCUAAUGGAAACAGCUCCUCCAGAACAGGCGGUGGAGGCCAGGAGAACGCAGCAUACUCUGAAGAACAGGAGCUGGAUUAUGCGGACAUCCGUUUUUUCCACAACAAUGAUGGUUUGACAGUCCACCUGGGGCUACAGAAGAACUCUCAGAAUCAAGCGAACAGGGGUCCUGCUGCUGCAUCCUCCCCGAAGAGGCCAGCUCCUCAGCCUGAUACUUCUGAUGCAACAGUCUACGCUCAGGUCCAGAUCCGCAAGAAGUGA
This is a messenger RNA of Scomber japonicus (chub mackerel), 2408 nucleotides long. RefSeq names its product carcinoembryonic antigen-related cell adhesion molecule 5-like. The coding region runs from base 30 to 2408 and encodes 792 amino acids. Lineage: Eukaryota; Metazoa; Chordata; Actinopteri; Scombriformes; Scombridae. The record is from RefSeq and is a predicted model, not a curated record. The transcript has 12 exons.